Messenger RNA from Brienomyrus brachyistius, 1465 nucleotides. It is a transcript of the gene vti1b, whose product is annotated as vesicle transport through interaction with t-SNAREs 1B. The transcript is spliced from 6 exons. Gene Ontology annotation, molecular function: SNAP receptor activity; SNARE binding. The coding region runs from base 172 to 861 and encodes 229 amino acids. The record is from RefSeq and is a predicted model, not a curated record. Gene Ontology annotation, biological process: intracellular protein transport; regulation of protein localization to plasma membrane; retrograde transport, endosome to Golgi. Gene Ontology annotation, cellular component: Golgi apparatus; endoplasmic reticulum membrane; SNARE complex. NCBI's taxonomy places the organism in Eukaryota, Metazoa, Chordata, Actinopteri, Osteoglossiformes, Mormyridae.
GCAUCGGGCAGCAGUUCAGGCGAAGGACCUCUCGGUAGUAAUGCGGAAGUUGGAGUAUGCUGUAUUUCCUCUGGUUUCUAAUGCGGGGCCAACUGCAACAAAUGCGUAUAGGGAAGUAUUUCUUGUUUGAAAAAACAUCCAUUCAGCAAACCAGAUAUAAAGCACUGCAAAAUGUCAUCAGAGGAGUUUGAAAAAUUGCACGAAAUCUUUAAAAGUCUCUAUGAUGAGCUGAAGUUGAUGCCGGACAAAGCUGCGCGAUGUCACGGAGAGGAAAGGAAGAGGUUGGUCAGAGACUUUGAUGAAAAAGUGGGAGAGGCAGAGGAAAUGCUGCAGGGCAUGGAGAAAGAGCUGCGGAUAGCGCCCUCCUCUUUCCGCAACUCCAUGUCGGCGAAGCUGCGCCUGUAUCGCAGGGACCUGGGCAAGCUGCAGCGCGACAUGAAAAGCUCCGAGGCGUCCCUGGGCUUCUCCGGCCGGCCGGGGGAGAGCGGCCACGGCAGCUACGGCGUCUACGCCUCGCAGAAUGAGCAGAGUACGCAGGCACAGUCCCAUCGUGCGCUGCUCCUCCAAGGUACGGAGACCUUGCACCGUGCCACGCAAAGCAUCGAGCGCAGCCAGCGAAUCGCCGUGGAGACGGAGAACAUCGGCAACGACAUCAUCGAGGAGCUGGGGGAGCAGCGAGAGCAGCUGGACCGGACCCGUGACCGGCUCGUUCACACGGGGGAGAACCUGAGCCGCAGUCGCAAGAUCCUGCGCUCCAUGUCACGGCGGCUCAUGACUAAUAAGCUCCUCCUGUCAGUCAUCAUUCUCAUGGAGCUGGCCAUCCUGGGAGCCGUCGUCUACCUCAAGUUCUUCCGCCGCUAGGCGGGGGGGGGUGUGUCACGACUACAUGUGAUGUGUUGCACAGCUGAGCCGCUCUUCUGUAUAAUGUUCCUCACCCCCUCCCACCCUUGCGUUCCUUAAUUUGGCGAAGAGGUUGGAUGGCCUGGCACAAUAUGUACGUGUUUCCAUGACUUGAGAGGAGCGAGCAGAGGGAGCCGAUGGACUGUCAAAGCCAUGUGCUUCUGGGUUUAUGACUACAGGGGGAGCAUUGUUCCAAGCGGGUUUUUACCACCUGUGAUGUAGACGCAUGAAAUGGGUGGCUGGCUGGUGCUCUUACAAUGACCGGGGAAUGAAGUCCCCCUUCCACCUCACCCUUAUAUGGCCUGUAAGUGCCAGAAUUUGCUGCCGAGCACAGACAGCGCCCCCUAUCAGUGUGGCUGUCCUGGUGCGUCCUUCACAGCCCCUUACUUACCCCCACCCUUUCGCAAACGACUGCAGCUUCUGUUAACUUGAGCAAUACUGUAAAUAAGAUGUUAAUGUUACAGACACUCGAUGUGAUAACUUAUGAUUCAAUAUAAAAGGCACUAAUGAAUAACUAACUUGCAUUUUCUUUUAAAUAAAUUCUGUCCGGUGGGGUUACCUGUAA